AUUGAAACGCAUUCACAUAUUUGAAGUGUUUUCUGUUCUGAAGUGUAACUGAACCAUUCGCUUAAUUAAAAAAUGUCGAAAUUGACGCUUUGUAUAAUGAUUGCCAUAAUCUCUACGACUAUGGUGACUGCUACUCCUAUGAAUCCGGAAAUGGUGGGAACCAUUAUAUCCACUGUUUCUCAAGUGCUCGACUCCUUGGAGCAAAAAGAUCCCUCUGGAAUGGUCAGACAAUUCCGAACCAGCAUCGCUCCUUUUAAAGAAAUGUUCCUUAACGUCAUGAGCAAAAUGUCCGGUCGUCAAAAACGUUCCAUCCACUCGGACUACGUGGCAACGAAGCUCAACGCUACCCAUUACCAGAAAGUGGAGUUCCACAAAUCUUGGGACAAAGAUGCUCAGCAGAAGCUCGAGAACUCAUGUUUGAUCAAGGAGAACGAAGUGUUCUGGCUGGACUACAUGACGAGCAUUUUGAUCGGACUUACCCAGGAAAUGAAGCGGGUCAUCGAUGGCAAGCAGGUGCCAUUCAAAAUGUCCAAGCAAGCGUACGAGCAACAGAAGCCUAAGGCAUAAAAUGGGAAUAGUUUGAUUGGUUAAUCUACGAAGUGGUAAAUGAUAGAUAUAAGUAAAUUUGCAUAUAACUUGGAAUUGUAUUAUUUUUUUCAACGAAGUUUGAGCUUAACUGAUUGGCAACAAAAACAUCAACGUCAAACUUUGUUUGUGCAGUUCUAAUUAUUUUCGAAUCACAGUCUUUAACUUUUCAAUCAUUUGCCUUAAAAUUAUCAGUUUGUGUGUUUUCUAAUAUAAUUCCUUUUGAUCGGAUUUCUUUCGUUCAUUUCCACCAUUACUUUUCACUAGAAAAUGGGUGCUAUAGUCCAAAAGUUCAUCAUGCACAGGUAUAUCGUAGAAAUGGGAUCAAUUUGAAACAUAAUUUUCCAUUUCCUAUGGCAACUCAACAUAGGAAGUUUACUUACCACAACCGCUCACAGAUGAUCAACACAGAUUGGACAGCGUUUAACUUUGCCCACUCGCUUACAGACAAUUGUUUGGUGCUGUAAAGAGAAUUGCGACUAGGAUGUUGAGAAGUAAAACAAUCAAUAAAUCAAUAAAUCAA
Aedes aegypti (yellow fever mosquito) is the source of this 1108-nucleotide messenger RNA. RefSeq lists its product as uncharacterized. The transcript has 3 exons. The record is from RefSeq and is a predicted model, not a curated record. NCBI's taxonomy places the organism in Eukaryota, Metazoa, Arthropoda, Insecta, Diptera, Culicidae. The coding region runs from base 73 to 567 and encodes 164 amino acids.